Messenger RNA from Syngnathus acus (greater pipefish), 902 nucleotides. Its product is annotated as nucleoprotein TPR-like. Bases 1 to 885 code for a protein of 294 amino acids. Lineage: Eukaryota; Metazoa; Chordata; Actinopteri; Syngnathiformes; Syngnathidae. The record is from RefSeq and is a predicted model, not a curated record. The transcript is spliced from 6 exons.
AUGCAGGACAAGACUACCAAACUAGCAACCACAUCCCUUGGGGCGGGGUUAAGGAUAAACCAUAAGAAGACCAAACUGAUGAGGAUAAACACCUCAACCAACAACCCAGUCACAGUAGAAGGCAAUCCCAUACAGGAGGUUGACUCCUUCACCUACCUCGGCAGCAUCAUAGAUAAUCAGGGAGGCACAGACAGCGAUGUCACUGCGAGAAAAAGGCAUUUAACCGAAAAACUCAGAGGAGUUGAAACGGAGAGAGAUGUUUUACUAGAUGAGAAGGAACGUCAGCUUCAGAGCGCCACUGAUGAAUUGGAAAAGCUGAAUUGCGCCGUGACGUCUCUGAGUGAGGAGCGAGCUCAGCUGCAGGAGAUGUUGGAAAUGCUCAGACAGGACAAAAAUGAGCUCACGGCCAAGCUCGAGCAUGUGACUGAAACAUUUCAAACGGAGAAAAUGUAUUUAAUUGAGAAGAUCAAAGGGAUCGAAGCCGAGCUGGAAAGUCGACAUCAGAGCUCAUUGGAGGAGUUAAAGAAGCUCAAUUGCAGAGUGAAGGCUCUCGGUGAGGAGCGCGCGCAGUUGCGGGAGACGUUGGAAGAAGUUGAGCGUGAGAAAAAACAGCUUGAAACGGAGCUGCAGGACAAGGUCUCCACAAUGCAAGAGAGCGAGAACAAGCACAAGCAGUCCAGGUUGCUGCAGCAGGUCGAGGCGAGAAAAUUGGAGAGCGACCUUCGACAAGAGGUGCAGCAGCUGGAGCAGCUCAAAAGCAUCAAGGAAAAUCAAACGGUGGUUCAAACUGAGGCGACCACGUCACAGCAGUUGCUGGCGGAAGCAAACGCAACCGUGGCCAUACUCAAUGAGAAGCUUAAAAGUUGCGAGCAGCCUCCAAGGUGACGGGACAAUCCAGGCUG